AUCCCCCCCCCCCCCCCCCAAAAAAAAGCAUCUGUAAACAGCCAUGAACAACGGCACCCGAAAACGCCCACCGCCGCCGUCGCAACCCCCUCCGGCUAACCAGCCUAAGAGUCAAGCAUUCUCCCAGGAAGAAGAGUUCGUCGAUGAGGAUGUCUUCCUUGACGAAACCCUUAUCCCUGUAGACGAAGAGACCCUCAUCCUCCGUGACAUUGAGCAACGCCAGGCCCUCGCUUCUCGCUUUGCCAAAUGGACUCGUCCGCAUCUGUCCUCCGAUUACCUUUCACAAUCUUGUAGCAUUCUUUUUCAGCAGCUGGAGAUAGAUUAUGUCAUCGGGGAGAGUCAUAAAGAAUUGUUGCCAAAUUCAUCUGGAGCAGCCGCUAUUAUUAGAAUAUUUGGAGUUACGAAGGAAGGACAUAGUGUUUGCUGCAAUGUUCAUGGAUUUGAACCAUAUUUCUACAUCAACUGCCCUCCUGGAAUGAGACCAGAUGAUAUUUCUGGUUUUCAUAAAAUCCUUGAGGGGAGGAUGAAAGAAUCCAAUAGAAACAGUAAAGUGCCACAAUUUGUUCGUCGUAUUGAAAUGGUGCAGAGAAAGAGUAUUAUGCACUAUCAGCAGCAGAACACCCAGCCAUUUUUGAAAAUUGUAGUUGCACUACCGACAAUGGUUGCCAGUUGUAGAGGUAUUCUUGACAGAGGCAUUCAGAUUGAUGGCCUUGGCAUGAAGAGCUUUAUGACAUAUGAAAGCAAUGUUCUGUUUGCCCUUCGUUUCAUGAUUGAUUGCAAUAUAGUUGGUGGAAAUUGGAUUGAAAUACCUGCUGGAAAAUACAAGAAGACAGCAAAGAACUUGUCUUAUUGCCAAUUAGAGUUCGACUGCCUGUAUUCUGAGUUGAUUAGCUAUGCACCAGAAGGGGAUUUUUCAAAGAUGGCUCCUUUUCGCAUAUUGAGUUUUGAUAUUGAGUGUGCUGGUCGCAAAGGCCAUUUUCCGGAGCCUACUCAUGAUCCUGUUAUUCAGAUUGCCAACCUGGUCACAUUGCAAGGAGAAGACCAACCAUUUAUUCGUAAUGUCAUGACUCUUAAAUCAUGUUCAUCUAUAGUUGGCACUGAUGUGAUGUCAUUUGAUACAGAAAGAGAAGUCCUGCUAGCAUGGAGGGAUUUUAUCCGUGAAGUGGACCCUGAUGUUAUAAUUGGAUAUAACAUUUGCAAAUUUGACCUGCCAUAUCUUAUUGAGAGAGCUGAUGCCCUGAAAAUAGCAGAAUUUCCAAUUCUUGGACGCAUCAGGAACAGUAGAGUUCGAGUAAAAGAUACAACUUUCUCAUCAAGACAGCUUGGGACUAGGGAAAGCAAGGAGGUUACAAUAGAAGGGAGAGUUCAGUUUGACUUGCUCCAGGCUAUGCAGCGAGAUUACAAACUGAGUUCUUAUUCAUUGAAUUCUGUUUCAGCACACUUCCUCUCAGAGCAGAAAGAGGAUGUUCACCAUUCAAUUAUAUCCGAUCUUCAGAAUGGAAAUGCAGAUACUAGGAGACGCCUUGCUGUGUAUUGUUUGAAGGAUGCAUAUCUCCCUCAACGACUGUUGGAUAAAUUGAUGUUUAUUUAUAACUAUGUGGAGAUGGCUCGAGUAACUGGUGUUCCGAUUUCUUUUUUACUUUCUAGAGGGCAAAGCAUUAAGGUACUGUCUCAACUUCUUAGGAAGGCAAAACAGAAGAACUUGGUUAUUCCUAAUGUCAAACAGGCUGGGUCAGACCAAGGAACAUAUGAAGGUGCCACUGUACUGGAAGCAAGAGCUGGAUUCUAUGAAAAGCCAAUUGCUACUUUAGAUUUUGCAUCCUUGUAUCCAUCUAUUAUGAUGGCAUAUAAUCUAUGCUACUGCUCUCUGGUGACCCCAGAAGAUGUUCGCAAGCUCAACCUGCCUCCAGAGUCUGUGAACAAAACUCCAUCUGGUGAAACGUUUGUUAAAUCAAAUUUACAGAAGGGAAUACUUCCUGAAAUUCUUGAAGAGUUAUUAGCAGCCCGUCGAAGGGCUAAAGCAGAUUUGAAGGAGGCAAAAGAUCCUCUAGAGAAGGCUGUGCUGGAUGGUCGACAGCUGGCUCUAAAGGUCAGUGCAAAUUCUGUAUAUGGGUUUACAGGGGCUACUGUUGGUCAGUUACCUUGCAUAGAGAUAUCUUCAAGUGUAACAAGCUAUGGUCGGCAAAUGAUUGAGCACACGAAAAAACUGGUGGAGGAUAAAUUUACAACGCUCAAUGGUUAUGAGCACAAUGCUGAGGUCAUAUAUGGUGACACAGAUUCAGUCAUGGUGCAAUUUGGUGUUUCCUCUGUGGAAGAGGCUAUGAAAUUAGGGAGAGAGGCUGCUGAAUAUAUUAGUGGAACUUUCAUUAAACCCAUCAAACUAGAGUUUGAGAAGGUUUACUAUCCAUAUCUCCUAAUUAGCAAGAAGAGAUAUGCUGGUUUAUUUUGGACAAAACCAGACAAAUUUGACAAGAUGGACACUAAAGGGAUUGAAACAGUUCGAAGAGAUAAUUGUUUAUUGGUAAAGAACCUGGUCAAUGACUGCCUUCACAAAAUUCUGAUUGACAGGGACAUCCCUGGGGCAGUCCAGCAUGUAAAGAAUGCAAUUUCAGAUCUGCUUAUGAACCGCAUGGAUUUGUCACUUCUGGUCAUUACAAAGGGUUUAACCAAGACGGGAGAUGAUUAUGAAGUAAAAGCAGCUCACGUUGAACUUGCUGAAAGGAUGCGCAAGCGAGAUGCUGCCACUGCUCCAAAUGUUGGUGAUCGAGUACCUUAUGUCAUAAUUAAAGCUGCAAAAGGUGCCAAGGCUUAUGAAAAGUCAGAAGAUCCCAUCUAUGUGCUAGAGAACAACAUACCAAUAGACCCUCAGUAUUAUCUCGAGAAUCAAAUUAGCAAGCCAAUUCUGAGGAUUUUUGAGCCUAUUUUGAAGAAUGCUAGCAAGGAACUUCUCCAUGGAAGCCACACAAGAUCCAUAUCUAUUUCUACGCCAUCAAACAGUGGCAUAAUGAAAUUUGCUAAGAAACAGCUUACUUGCAUCGGUUGCAAAGCUUUACUUAGCAAUGGAGAUCGCACUCUCUGCUCGCAUUGCAGGGGAAGGGAAGCAGAGUUGUACUGCAAAACAGUUGCUCAAGUUUCUGAUCUAGAGACGCUUUUUGGGAGGCUUUGGACACAAUGUCAAGAAUGCCAAGGUUCCCUUCAUCAGGAUGUUCUUUGCACAAGUCGAGAUUGCCCCAUUUUUUAUAGAAGGAAAAAGGCACAGAAAGAUAUGGCUGAAGCAAAGUUGCAAUUGGACCGGUGGAAUUUCUAGGAUUCUAUAUCCAGCCAGCUGUGCAGAAUGUGAUCUUGUGGAUCUUCCCUUCUACGGCUGUUGGGACUAGAGCGGAAGGGGAACAAUUAGCACAAUGUGAUGCGAGCAUGUAUAGAAGAUGGAAAAAUCACUAUCUUAUGAAUAAUAUAACUUGUUAUCUGAUGACAUGAUACACUUACCUAUAAAUUUUAUCUCAAUUUCGCUGUAGAGCUGACCAAAGAGCAAUGUCAUGUUAAUUAUAAUUCA
This is a messenger RNA of Prosopis cineraria, 3553 nucleotides long. Its product is annotated as DNA polymerase delta catalytic subunit. Gene Ontology annotation, cellular component: delta DNA polymerase complex. NCBI's taxonomy places the organism in Eukaryota, Viridiplantae, Streptophyta, Magnoliopsida, Fabales, Fabaceae. Bases 44 to 3307 code for a protein of 1087 amino acids. Gene Ontology annotation, molecular function: nucleotide binding; 3'-5'-DNA exonuclease activity; DNA binding. The record is from RefSeq and is a predicted model, not a curated record. The transcript has 31 exons. Gene Ontology annotation, biological process: DNA replication proofreading; DNA-templated DNA replication; base-excision repair, gap-filling.